AUGAAAAUACUGCUACUUAAUGGAAGACGAACUGUUCAAGAAAUUUUUCGCUUCAGUGUUAGAAGCUUAAGCUUGGCUAGCAGACGUUUUCAGAAAUUAGAGAGCUGGGACAGAGGAGGCAGAACUGAUAGGGCUUCUAAGAAACAGAGUGCGACGAUAGGGUUGUCUCCAUUGUACGCCUCAGUCAAGCGCCACAUGGAUCAAAACCCCGGGUGUGUAUGUUUCACUCAAGUGGGAGGCUUCUAUGAAUUGUAUUUUGACCAAGCUGAAGAAUUUGGUCCAAAGUUGGGACUAAAGAUAGGUAAAAAGAGAUCAGCUAAUCAUUGUAUACCCAUGGCCGGAUUUCCUUUGUCUCAAGUUAAAAAGUAUGUGGAAAUGUUGGUCUACGAGCACGAGAAAGCUGUGGCCAUAAUCGAUCAGUUUAACAACAUGAGCAAAACAAACCAAAAUUUGAUCCACCGCAAAAUCUCCAGAAUAAUCAGUCCCGGAACGUUGGUAGACGAAUCAUUUCUAAAUUACUGUCAAAAUAAUUACUUGCUUGCCAUUUCGUUUCCUCCCAACAUGCUCAAAAGCCCUGCAGACUCUGAUAUGGCUGUUGGCUUGGCAUGGGUAGACGUCUCUGUUGGCGAAACAUUUGUCCAACAAACAACUCUUGGUAACCUCGUAUCGGAUAUGUCUAGAGUCAACGCCAGUGAGAUUUUGAUGACCCAAGAGUAUUCGGAGUCGAUACUUUCGUUGGCCAAAUGGUAUCCACCUUUGCAAGAACUUAGAAGGUAUUUCAAGCGAUCUCAUGAUACUGAGUAUUCCAACUCGAAGCUCAAAUUCAAACUGGGUAUUCAAGCGGCGAGAAAAGCUUUUGAAGACUUGAGUGUUCGAGAACUGACUGCUUUGCAUUUGGCAUUAUCUUACAUCAGCGUUAAUUUGCCUGAGGCUGACUCGCUUUUAGAUCUACCAACAAGAUACUACAGCGAAUCUGCCCUACAAAUGGAUUCCAGAACAAGGGAGGCAUUGGAGCUCACAGAGAGGAUUACUUCAGGAAAAACCUCAGUAGCCGGGACAUUACUUUCUUCCAUAAGGAGAACCUGUACCACCUCAGGUGCAAGGAUGUUAACGCAAUGGUUGAAAUCCCCUUUGUUAGACGUAUCAGAAAUAAAAAAGAGACAAAAUUAUGUCAAGCUUUUCUUGAAGGAUCAGCACUUGAGAAUAGGUGUACAGGAACGCCUACGGAAGUUAUCAGAUUUUAUAAGAAUUGCCCAAAGGCUAUCUGCUGGGAGUGGCGACGAUGUUACCAAUUUAGGGCUUAUUGCUGUUGCAUUGAACGACUUGCAACAGUUGAAGGAGUUUUUAAAUCAAGUAUGUCGCAGAGAUGAUGCGUCGUACAAUGCUUUGCUAGAAUUUCUCGACAGCUUCGAAAUACCACUGAACGUAGCCAAGUCCAUAACGGAUGCCAUAAUUGAGGAUGAUAUUGCAAAUGAUGUGGCGGAAGAUUUGAUACCAGAGAUAGAAACGCCCACUCUGGAUAUUGGGUCAUAUACAAAUGAAUUUAUCGAGCGGUAUAGAAUUAAGGAAAGUCCAAUUGUGGAAGAAGCACAGAGUUUCAGUAUUCGAAGAGAUUACAAUCUGGCCUUGAAAGCUUUGCAUGAUGAACUUGAACAUUUGCUACAAAAAGACCAUGAUUUUGUGCGCACUUUACGAGAUGCUCUUGUCCAAUACGAUCCACAGGUGAGCAUAAAUAAAGAGAAAACUGACAAGUCAGCCAACUAUUUGUCUAUAAAAGCUAAAGGGGCCAAUAUCAACAAGAUCGCUAAUGUCCUAAAGGCAGAACUUGCACAGGUGAAAAAGUCGGUAAUCAUUUACCGACCAGCAGAUUGGAGCUCGUUACAACAAGAAAUUGAAGCUAAAAUGGCGGCCAUUAAGGAUAUAGAGAGGGAAGUGGUUCAAAGUUUGAAAAUAGAGAUCUUUAAUCAACUACCUCUGAUACGAUCCCUUUCAAAGGCUGUAGACUUUUUAGACGUUACAGCCUCAUUUGCUGUUAUUGCUGAAGAGAAUGAUUGGGUGUGUCCAACAGUGGUGAAAACGCCAAAGCUCAAAGUAUCUAGGGGUCGACAUGUUGUAGUCGAGUCGAGCUUGAAGGAAUCAGGCGGCAUGUUCACUCCUAACGACUUGGACUUGGGACUGAGCUUGAGGAUGUGGGUAAUAUCAGGUCCAAACAUGGGUGGUAAGAGCACCUAUUUAAGACAGAAUGCAUUGAUGAUCAUUUUGGCCCAGAUAGGCUCGUAUGUUCCCGCCGAAAGUGCCACUAUUGGUAUUGUUGACAAACUCUUCACUCGUAUCGGUGCAUCUGAUGACUUGUACAACGACUUGAGCACAUUUAUGGUGGAAAUGAUCGAGACAAGUAAUAUCUUGAUCAAUGCAACCCCAAGAUCUUUCGCCAUAGUGGAUGAAAUUGGAAGAGGCACAAGUGGUAAAGAAGGAUUGGCAAUCGCUUAUGCGGUUUUGGUGAAUUUGUUGACAAGUAAUCAAUGCCGCACUCUAUUUGCUACUCACUUUGGUAAAGAGUUAGAAGGGCUACUUGAGAAAAGAGAGGUGGACCAAAAGCGUCUUGCAUUUUACAAAACAAAAGUUGUUCCGUCAAAGGAUAAACGGCUGCAUAUUAUUGACCACGCAUUGGAGCCGGGCAUUAGUGAACGCUCCUACGCAUUGGAGACUGCUAAGAAAGCGGGUUUCCCCUUGUCUACUUUGGAAGAAGCUAAGGAAGUACUAAAUAUGUUAUAG
Messenger RNA from Lodderomyces margitis, 2775 nucleotides. Its product is annotated as mismatch repair ATPase. Gene Ontology annotation, biological process: mismatch repair. The transcript has a single exon. The record is from RefSeq and is a predicted model, not a curated record. The coding region runs from base 1 to 2775 and encodes 924 amino acids. Gene Ontology annotation, molecular function: ATP binding; mismatched DNA binding; ATP-dependent DNA damage sensor activity. NCBI's taxonomy places the organism in Eukaryota, Fungi, Ascomycota, Pichiomycetes, Serinales, Debaryomycetaceae. Gene Ontology annotation, cellular component: nucleus.